Molecule: messenger RNA, 2265 nt
Organism: Colletotrichum karsti
Lineage: Eukaryota; Fungi; Ascomycota; Sordariomycetes; Glomerellales; Glomerellaceae
Product: uv-endonuclease uve-1
Exons: 5
Coding region: 1-2265 (754 amino acids)
Biological process (GO): response to UV; mitochondrial DNA repair; nucleotide-excision repair
Cellular component (GO): nucleus; mitochondrion
Molecular function (GO): endonuclease activity
Source: RefSeq, a predicted model, not a curated record
AUGGUGACAGCAGCUGACGUGCCCAUCGCGACAGGAUAUGCGCAACACGCGCGUCGAAAGCUGAGUACUGUCUCCGAGCGCACGACAACUGGCGGCCAGGAGAAGUUGGACAUUGAGUCGAAUCUCAAUCAGCACGACUCAGGGCUGGAAUGUCCCAUCUGCAUUGGGCCAUUGUUCGUCUCAAGCGAUCACAGCACGACCAACGGAGACCUACCGACGCACGCAGCAUCUUCGCACGCUGCUGAAGAGGGCGGGGAAGUCAACGUUGGAGGAUCUCAAAACGCCAUCGGUAAAGUCAGAACAACGCUCGCGGCGUUCAAGCGGAGGAUAUCGCAGCUAUGGGGAACGGAGAGCGCCCCAGACGAGAGUCCCGAGGACGAUAUCUUGACGCUCAAGAAAUGCCAGCACGCCUUCCACGCCAGGUGCCUAUCGUCGUGGUUCCUGAUUGAAAGGUCCAGUCGUCGUAUACACGACGUCAAAAAGGUCACCGAUCCCGGCGCCGGCAUGGGCCCCACACAGACCGACGUAUCGACAGCACCACCUGCAAAGCGCCGCCAGCUCAGUCGCAAAAUGCAAGACCAUUCUCAGACAGGCGUCCGCUUCGCCAUGAGGGAGCUCAGCGAGAUGGAAAAUCGUCUUCAGAACUCCACCAGGACACAACGUCUCACCAUUGAAGCCAGCCACGUCACCGGCGCCGACAAGCAAAGUGGAAAGGGCAAGGUUUGGCGCCCUACUAUCGAAACUGGUCCCGCCAACCCCGAAGAGCGCGUACGCGAGGUCGAAGAAGAACGGUCCGGAACGCCAGAUUUGGACGUUGCACCCAUCGAAGGCCCUCAGGCCGAAGGCGCCAUAGGAGACGUCGAGGACGACAAGUAUCGUGAGGAUGAUGCUCCCGAGAGAGGGGCCGCGAGAGUGCCACCCGUCAACAGUGAUUAUCUGCCUUUGCCGUGGACAGGUCGGUUAGGAUAUGCUUGUUUAAACACAUACCUACGAGCUGCGAAUCCUCCGGUUUUCAGUUCGAGGACCUGUCGCAUUGCCUCCAUCAUACAACACCGGCAUCCGCUUGCCGAUCCCAGCCAACCGGAGCAUGCUACCAAGAAUCGCCCUGAUGACACCAAACCUGCCGAUAUCGCACUGGGCCAGAAGUACGUCCAGGAGCUCGGUUUGGCAAAUGCCAGAGAUAUCGUCAAGAUGCUCCGUUGGAACGACAAGUACGGCAUCAAGUUCAUGCGCCUCAGCUCAGAGAUGUUCCCCUUCGCCAGUCAUGAAGAGUAUGGGUAUCGCCUAGAGCCAUUUGCCGCAGAUGUUCUCGCAGAAGCCGGCAAAGUCGCCACUCGGCUUGGACAUCGGUUAACCACUCAUCCUGGCCAAUUUACACAGCUGGGCUCACCUCGCAAAGAGGUCAUUACAAACGCGGUUCGCGAUCUCGAUUACCACGAUGAGCUGCUCUCACUCCUGCGUCUUCCUGAGCAAGAGAAUAGAGAUGCCAUCAUGAUCCUUCACAUGGGAGGCACCUACGGCGAUAAGGCAGCCACCCUAGACCGGUUCCGUGCCAACUACGCCAAGCUCAAACCAUCCGUCAAGAACCGCCUAGUUCUGGAAAACGACGACGUGUCCUGGUCGGUUCACGAUCUCCUGCCCAUCUGCGAAGAACUCAACAUUCCUAUGGUUCUCGACUUCCAUCAUCACAACAUUGUUUUCGACGCAAAAGAAUUACGCGAGGGCACGGAGGAUAUCAGAGGAGUGUUCGACCGCAUCCGCGCGACUUGGACUCGCAAGGGGAUCCGACAGAAGAUGCACUACAGCGAAUCCUGUCCGGGAGCCAUCAGCCCUCGCGAUCGCAGGAAGCACUCACCUCGCGUGAGAACCUUGCCUCCGUGCUCUCCUGAUAUGGACCUCAUGAUCGAGGCCAAGGACAAGGAGCAAGCCGUCUUCGAGUUAAUGCGCACGUUCAAGCUUCCCGGAUAUGACCUGAUCAACGACAUCAUACCGUUUGAACGAGAGGAUGAGGUUCGAGCCAACAAGAACGGAAGCGCAAAGAAGCCCAAGAAGUCAAAGAAGAAAGUGAAGGACGAGGACGGCGACGACGAAAUGGGCGAGGCUGGUCCCAUAGAGGUUGAAGCAAAGAGCAUUCCUCCCGAGGAGUUUGGAAUGGGUGGUCCCUCGCGGCGGGUUUACUGGCCCGAGGGUAUGGAGGAGUGGUUGAAGCCGAAGAAGAGGGAGAUCAAGAGGAAGCAGACCACCACUGUCAAUGAAGAGUCGUAA